Erpetoichthys calabaricus (reedfish) is the source of this 4135-nucleotide messenger RNA. Its product is annotated as zinc finger protein 271-like. Gene Ontology annotation, molecular function: RNA polymerase II cis-regulatory region sequence-specific DNA binding; DNA-binding transcription factor activity, RNA polymerase II-specific. The record is from RefSeq and is a predicted model, not a curated record. NCBI's taxonomy places the organism in Eukaryota, Metazoa, Chordata, Cladistia, Polypteriformes, Polypteridae. Gene Ontology annotation, biological process: regulation of transcription by RNA polymerase II. The coding region runs from base 140 to 3247 and encodes 1035 amino acids. The transcript is spliced from 6 exons.
CGCGACGGAAACUCUUGCAAGUGUGCCGCAAGGCACUGAGGUAUAAAGUUGCGGUUGAGCGCGAACAAGUUUAUAAAUAAUCACAAAGAGAUCGAGAAAAGCAAGGUAGAAGCAGCUGCCAUUUACUGUAAUUGCUAAGAUGGAUAUGAAAGAGGAGACGUGUGAGGCCGACAUUGAUACCUUGGACAUAUUUACUGUGCAAAUUAAGGAGGAGGAAGAAUCUGGAGAGGAGUCUGUCUGGUAUGAACAGGGCAGUCCCGGCAGUACGGAUGACAAUUAUGAACUGGCAACUGUGGGCAUUAAAGACGAGGAAGAGGAGACGUCUGUCGGCAUUGAGAUGCACAAACAUAAAAGCGUGAAGCAUGUUAAGCUCGAUGUGAGAUCUAACUCUAGGACUCAAGAGGAGCAACCAUCUCCUACACAUCAGUCUAAAGAAAGUUUACAAAACCGUGGUGGCUAUGAUGAUACAAUGAUGAAAAAGACGUCUGGAUCAGUGGGUGAAAUACAAGCCUUUUUGCAGGAUGAUUCUCUGUCACUAAUGAAACUAAUGAUGGUAGGUGCCAUCACUAGUGAACAUCAAAUACACAAUUCUAACUCUGCCACAGUCCACCAGGAGCAAAUAAAAAGGUAUAAAAGCAAAUCCAAUUCCAAAAAUGUCAAUCCAGGUCAAAGAAAAAAAGUUUACCAGUGCUCGGAAUGUGGAAAAACACUCACCACUAACCACAGCCUUCAGCUCCACAGAAGAAUUCACACUGGGGAGAGGCCAUAUUGCUGUUUAGAAUGUGGUGCACGGUUUUCUGGAAAAAAUAAUCUUAAGAUUCAUGAAAGAAUUCAUACGGGAGACAAGCCAUAUUGUUGUUCCGAAUGUGGAAAGGCAUUUACUACCAACGAUUCCCUUCAGAAUCACAGAAGAAUUCACACUGGAGAAAAGCCAUAUUGCUGUUCAGAAUGUGGCACACGGUUUUCUGCAAGGGGCAGUCUUCAGAAGCACAAAAGAGUUCAUACGGGCGAGAAGCCAUAUUGUUGCUCUGAAUGUGGAAAAACAUUCACCACUAACCACAGCCUUCAGAUCCACAGAAGAAUUCACACUGGGGAAAAGCCAUAUAGCUGUUCAGAAUGUGGCGCACGGUUUUCUGGAAAAAACACCCUUAUGAUGCACAAAAGAAUUCAUACGGGAUACAAACCAUAUUGUUGUUCUGAAUGUGGGAAAGCAUUUACCACUAGCCAUAGUCUUCAGCACCACAGAAGAAUUCACACUGGAGAAAAGCCAUAUUGCUGUUCUGAUUGUGGCAAGAGAUUCUCCGGUAACAGCGGACUUCUGAAGCACAGAAGAACUCACACUGGAGAGAAGCCAUAUUGUUGUUCUGAGUGUGGAAAAUCAUUCGCCAGGAAAAGCAACCUUAAGAACCAUGGAAAAAUUCACAGUGGAGAGAAACCUUAUGAUUGUUGUGUAUGUGGCAAACAAUUUUCAACCCGUACCACUCUUCAACUACACACACGAGUUCACACUGGAGAUAAGCCAUAUUGUUGUUCUCAUUGUGGCAAACGAUUUUCACAAAAGGGUGUUCUUCAGUCCCACACAAGAACUCAUACUGGAGAGAAGCCAUAUUGCUGUUCUGAAUGUGGAAAAGUUCUCACCACCAAACGUAGUCUUCAGGACCACAAAAGAAUUCACACUGGAGAAAGGCCGUUUGGUUGUUCUAAAUGUGGCAAAAGAUUCAACACCAGUGGCUGUCUUCUAACACACUCACGCGUGCACAGUGAUGAGAAGCCCUAUAGUUGUUCUGAAUGUGGAAAACUAUUUUCCACCCACAACGGCCUUCGAUACCAUCAUAAAGUUCACUCUGGAGAAAAGCCAUAUGGUUGCUCUGAAUGUGGAAAGCGAUUCACUGCCAGUAGUCCUCUUCAAAGACACAUAAGAUUUCACACUAGAAAGAUGACACAAUCUAGACAAUGUAAGAAAAAAAGAAUGGAUGUAAAAGAGGAGAUGUGUGAGGCUGACCUAAAUAUCAUGGAGAUAACAGCUGUGAGCAUUAAAGAGGAGGAACGUGAAGGAGAGCCUGUCCACCCUAAACAGGAGAGUCUGCACAUUAAGGACGAGGAUUGUGAAUUUGGGUCAGUGGGCAUUAAAGAAGAGGUUGAAGAGAAGUGUGUCAGCCUUGAGACGCACAUCCAUCCAACUAUGGCGAGUGUCAAGAAAGAGGACCUUCAUGAUGGCUGUCAAGGUGGAGUGGUGACCGGGUUUGACACUUCUCCAAGUAGACACCGUUCAUCUCCGGAGUGUUCUGUCGAUGUGAAGUCUGAAUCAUUACAGCCUGACACAAAGAGGGCUGAGAAAAUGUCAUCUGUCAGGACUCUUAAAGAUCAACCACCACCUUCAAAUAAGUCUGGAGAAAGAAAAAAAUCUCAUACCUGUUCUGAAUGUGGGAAACAAUUCAGGUACAGGAGUCAUCUUCGGAAACACCUUAGAAGUCACACAGGAGAGCAGCCAUAUUGCUGUAAUGAAUGCGGAAAACUGUUUUCACAAAGUAACCAUCUUCAGAUCCACAAAAGAAUUCACACCGGAGAGAAACCGUAUUGCUGUUCUGAAUGUGGCAAACAGUUUUCAAGAAGAAGCACUCUUCAGAGCCACAAAAGAAUUCACACAGGAGAGAAGCCAUAUUGUUGUUCUGAAUGCGGUAAACAAUUCUGCCGCAGCAGUAGUCUUCAGAGCCACAAAAGUAUUCACACAGGAGUGAAGAUGUAUUGCUGUUCUGAAUGUGGCAAACAAUUCUCCCGAAACAGUCAUCUUCAGUGUCACAAAGUAAUUCACACAGGAGAGAAGCCAUAUUGCUGUUCUGAAUGUGGGAAGCUAUUCGCUAAAAAGAGUUGUCUUCAGAGCCACACAAGAGUUCACACUGGAGAGAAACCAUUUCGCUGUAAUGAAUGUGGCAAACAUUUUUCAGAAAGGAUCGGUCUUCAUAGGCAUAAAAGAAUUCACACAGGAGAAAAGCCAUAUUGUUGUUCUGAAUGUGGUAGACAGUUUGCUCAAAUGAGCAGUCUUAAGAUACACUCUACAGUUCACACGGGAGAGAAACCAUAUUCUUGUUCUGAAUGUGGCAAACGAUUCUCACAAAGUAGUAAUCUGCUGGGCCACAAAAGAAUUCACACUGGAGAGAAACCUUACAGCUGUUUAGAAUGUGGCAAACAGUUUUUACAAAUAGGCACCCUUAAGAGACACAAAAGUGUUCACACUGGAGAAAUAUGAAAUGGGCACACUCGGAGAAUGCUCAUUACUCAGAAAUGGAACGUAUUUAUAACUAACCAAUUCUCAAACAAGCAUAUGCAAAUAAUAAAGGGAGGUGUUUUGCAAGAGUUAAUAAUGAAAUGAAUUGAGUUGCAGGAGACAAACUGACAAGGAGAACCUGUGUGCCACACAAACUGCCAAAAGACCACAAGAGAAGUUGACUACAAACAUGCAGGAUGCAGAACAGCCAGAAAUAGAAAAACCUAUUAAGACACUAGAAGAAACUCAACAAAAUUCAAAAACAAAUAAGGCACCUAAAGACCAUAGCCAACGUUUAUUUUCAAGGAAUACAUCAGCAGAACAAAAGCAUCCUCUGGAUAUACCUUACCACACAUAACAAAACACAAGCUAUAAAUCACUUUGUAAUCCCUGUGCUAUCGUACAGUUUUGGUGCAACCAACACGCCCCAACAUGAGCUUCAUAAACUAGACACCAAAACCAAACAAAACGCUGCAUGCAUGUCAACUCAUAUGGAAAAAUGAAUGUAUUCCAAGAGUCCAUAUACAAAAAUCAGAAGGAGGGUUUGUGCCUAAUUGAAACUGACUACACUUUCAAAUCAGCAAUAAAUGGGCUCUAAACUUACCUGAUGAGCUCAGGAUUCUCAAAUGUCCUAAAACUACUGAACCACUAAGUAAGAAUUCCCAAAAUAGCAUCCAUAAUCAAACUAGCUGAGCAAAUGAGGAAAGGUUAGAAACUUCCCAACUACUUGCACAGAUGGCCACAGCACAACAUGCCAAGCAACAGAAGGAAGAAUUCAAAAAAUUAAAUCUCCAAAAAAAAAAAAAUGCAGUGAUAAGUUUGCUGCCUUCCGCCAUAGCCUCUUGUGGACCCAAAACGUACGCAUGCAUG